This is a messenger RNA of Carya illinoinensis, 989 nucleotides long. RefSeq lists its product as uncharacterized. The coding region runs from base 80 to 724 and encodes 214 amino acids. NCBI's taxonomy places the organism in Eukaryota, Viridiplantae, Streptophyta, Magnoliopsida, Fagales, Juglandaceae. The transcript is spliced from 2 exons. The record is from RefSeq and is a predicted model, not a curated record.
CAAGCCAAAGGAGGAGGUCCCUUUGCCAUACCGAAUCCAUUCCAAGAUUCAUCAUCAUUCACAGAAAUUACCUAAAAUUAUGGCAACAACCAAAGUAGGCCUGAAGUUGAUAAUAGACAAAAAGAAGCAACGUCUGAUUUUUGCUGAAGCAGACAAGAAAUGCGUUGAUUUCCUCUUUAGCAUUUUGACUCUGCCGGUGGGAACUGUUGCUGAGCUGCUAAAAGAGGAAGGAAUGGUAGGCUGUUUGCCAAGCCUCCACAACAGCGUUAAAAAUCUGAGUGCUCCUUGCUUUCUCAAUGACAAAAGCAAAGACUUCCUCUUAAACCCCAAAGUAGUCGCUCCUGGUGCUAACGUGUCUCUCCUCUUGCCAAACGAUGAGCCAUUUACAUACAGGAAACUUACCAGUCAGUCAGUACAUGGCAACAAUUGCAGUGGCUAUAGGAUCGAGGAUGAUAAUCCGAUCAACGGUUGUGGCGGGCAUACUGCUGAGGGCGGUUAUAUAAAAGGGAUGGUCACAUACAUGGUGAUGGAUGAUCUGGAGGUGAAGCCCAUGACCACCAUCGCUGGUAUAACUCUGCUUAAAGAGUUUAAUCUCGAGGAAGUUGGAGCUGUUGAGGAGAAGGUUGUCGAGUUGGGUAUGGAUGAGGGUGUGAAAUUGCUCAAGGCUUCUCUGCAAUCCAAGACUGUUCUGACUGAUCUCUUCCUUUCCUGCCCGGACAAUUAAAAACGAGGGAUUAUAAAGGACCAAAUGAAGGCGUGCAGCGUUACAUCUUAUUCGUCUUUUCUUCGGGUUCCAAGUGCAACAACUGUGUUAUUCAUCCAGAAAUUAAGGGGAAAAAAAAAAAAUUAUCUGUGAGAUUUCUACUUAAGAUGUUGUGUUCCAUGUAAGUCAGAUUAGAUAUGGUGUGGCAAUAUGCUUUUCCUUUUUGUCUGUAAAAGAAAAAGCAUAAUUAAUUAGUUUAUCUAAAUAGAAAGUAAACUUGCGUUAA